Messenger RNA from Phanerochaete carnosa HHB-10118-sp, 1997 nucleotides. RefSeq lists its product as uncharacterized. NCBI's taxonomy places the organism in Eukaryota, Fungi, Basidiomycota, Agaricomycetes, Polyporales, Phanerochaetaceae. The transcript is spliced from 5 exons. The coding region runs from base 385 to 1926 and encodes 513 amino acids. The record is from RefSeq and is a predicted model, not a curated record.
GUCGCCCUCCUCGAGGUCGUUCGCGACCGUGCAUGACAUUAUCCGUGAGCCUUCCACACCUGGGCUUGCAACCGCAGCCAAGUUCUCCCUGGACGCACUCAAAGACAUACUCGAGGCGGUGGACACGUUGCCGUGUGUCAAGUAUAUUGCUGGUGUUGGUGUCAAGAUCCUUGACAUCAUGGACGUAUGUUCCGCAGUCAACUCAUUGCAAGGCUCAUCCCGCUUUUAUAGGAAGUACAAACCAACAAGGAGGCGCUGCGAACCAUCUCUAUUCACGCAGGAGAUAUCGUCCUCGCCGUUGCUCGAGCUUGUGCGGGAGCACAGGAAGAUAUAGCAGCGGCACUUGAAGGUGAUCUUCAGCAGCUUACUCGCACUAUGAAUGAAAUGCUAUCCUUCACUGCAGAAAUAGCUGCACGUCCAGGAUAUAAGAGGUUUCUGUACAAGGGGGAAGAUGCCGGCGCAAUCAAGGCCCUCGAUUCGCAGCUGACACAUGCAUUCCAAGUCUUCGUGGUGCAAUCAAGUAUAAGUCUCAGGGUCUCGCAGCAGCAGAUGACACAAAAGCUCGAGGGUACAGUCGCGGCCGCACCCUCCCACUUAGUGACGAACGUACCUCUCCGCGUCCCGGAAGGAAUCUACAUCGUUCGCAGUGCUGCGGACGGCCGCGUUCUCGAGAUUGAGCACGCCCGAGCCCGAAGCUGGCAGGUCAGCGUGCACGUCUACGUCGCGCCCUUCCACGAAAACGUGAGCCCUUACCAGCUCUGGACAGUCUUCAAGAACGGGGGGAAAUCGCCUGGAUACACAGUUCGCAGCUUCGCUGUGGGCGCCGCGCUCGACGUGUGCCGCGGAGAGGCUACGCCGGGCACACAGGUCAUUGGACACCCGUGGCAUACCAGUACGAACCAACUCUGGGCGUUCUACGCGACAAGGAGCGCGACAGGAUAUGACUACUGCACUAUUCGCAGCUAUGGUCCGCCCACGGUCAUGGAUGCGAAGUGCCCGAGUGGCAGCGAGUGCGACUUGCUACACAUGUCACACCUUCAGGAAGAUGGGCCGUACGCAAGUCAGGAGUGGUCUCUCAUGCGACUGCCCACGGCUCCCUCCAUCCCACGUCCACCUCUGACGCCCACUGCAGCUCUGGCGACGCCGGAGAACAUCACACGUCGCAAAUUUUGGUUGCAAAAUGUAGCCUCUGGCGGCUACGCGAAAGCGACAGGGCUGGAUAGCAAGACGACCAACGCGAACGUCUUGCUCGAAUCGUCAGGCGAGAGGGCGGGCUUGUGGCACUUUGUCCUCAUUGCCGAAGAACCUCGCUCGGAGCACUUCGCCAUAGUGACAGGUGUAGCACCUCGUCUCGCAACUCUCGAUCACUACGGGCAGCGUUGCGUGCUCGCGAGCGCGGAGCGCUUCUGGCCGAGCGAUAGUCACCACGUGUGGACGGCCAUCCUGCGCGAUGGCGCUUUUGCGUUCCGGAACAGAGCCUCGGGCCGCCUCCUGUACCAGGGUCGCACUGCGGGCAUUGUCGACACGGCUCCAUCAACAGAGUGUGAUAAUCCAGCUUGCCUGUGGCGCCUCAUCGAUCCGCACACAAGCGAACCUUGUAGGGUGCUCUACGACGCGACGGUGAACGUUGCGUUGCCUGAGAUUGCCGGGUUGGAGGAGGGGGCGCAGGCGGUCGCGCCACGGAUGUUCCUAAGGACGCAGGACGCGCCAGCAGACGUCUCGCAGCGCUUUACUGAAAGUCUCGAGGUAGAACAUGAGCUUGUGCGUGCAAUGCUCAAUAACGGACAUACCACAGUUGUGCUCGGCCCGCAGUGCGUUAUGGGCUGGAAGGGGCGAAUAUUGAAGACGUACCUCGAUGAGGAGGACUCGGUGUUGGGGAAGCCGAAGUUUAAAGGGAAAGGGGACUAUGACCCGUGUCCGUCAUAAAUAUAUUCAUCCGAAGUGAUAGAUCACAUGUUCGCGCAAAGCCUGAGUUGCUUGGCCUGCCUUAAUUUACC